GCUUGGUCUGUUGGUAUGCCGACACACCUGUUUCCAGGAGGUCUCCACUUCAUAGUGAACGUGUCCUAUGUGCCACAUCCUGAGCGGAACAGGAGAGAGGAGAAAAGGACAGAAAAGAGGUACACAAUGUCAUUUCCUGGCGAAUUCCUGUCAGAGGAGCAGUUUACCUGCUCUAUUUGCUUAGACGUCUUCACCAAUCCUGUCUCCAUACCCUGCGGUCACAGCUUCUGCUCAUCAUGCAUCACGUCCUACUGGGAGGGCCAGGGAAAAAGCUGCUUCUGUCCUCUGUGCAAGGAAAGCUUCCGCAAGCGUCCCGAGCUCCACAUCAAUCACACGCUCAAGGAGAUCACAGAGCAGUUUAAACGGAUGGCCGAGACUACGAUGAGCGCACCAAGGAGCGCACCUGCAGAUUCACCCUCUAACCCAUUCUCUGCACCCAAGCCUGUGGUGCAGAACAGGCUGCCCAGUGGCCUCCUGCCAGAAAUGAGGAGCCGCUUCCAAAAAAAUGAGCCUUUGACAUCCAACGAUGCUCCUUCUCUCCCUCCUACCAAGACACCUAAGCGAAACUUUAGCGUUAGUGGAGUGAAUUCCAUUGGGCCACAGUGUCCCAUACAUGGGCAUAGUUUGGAGCUGCUCUGUAAGACUGACCAGAUGUGUAUUUGCACGACAUGUGCAGAGAGGGAACAUUACGGGCAUUCUGUCAUAGAAGCCAAGAGAGAGAUGAACAUCAAGAAGUCUCAGCUGCGUAUCUUGGAGGUGGAGCUACAAGGAUUGAUCACAGUCCGUGAGAGGAAGAUAGAGGAGAUCCAGACGUCACUUGCAGAAAUUCAAGUGAAUGCAGAGCGAGAGAAAGCAGGUACAGCGAGUAUGUUUGCUGAGUUAACGCAAGCUGUUGAGAAGUCCCAGGCAGAACUUCUGGAAGUGGUGGAGAUGGGACAGCGGGCUGCAGAACUUCGCUCUCAGGCCUUCAUACGUGACCUGCAGACGGAGAUCUCUGAACUCAGAAAUAGAUGCAGCACCAUCAAUCAGUUGACCCAGUCCCAAGAUCAUGUUUCCUUCUUCAAGACAUAUCCAGGUUACAGUAGUUUACCUGAGACAAGGAGCUGGGAAGAAGUGGCCUUGACCCCUGACCCCACUGCAGGAGCAGUCCUGAGAAAUGUCACUCAGAUGGUGGAGGAGGUUCAGGAAGCCUUGAGAAGACUGUCUGCAAUCUGUUUGCGACCUUCCACAGGAAACCCACAGGAAAUAUAUCAACAAAAAGUGUGGAGAGUGCAAGAAUAUGCAAUGGACGUGACCCUGGAUCGAGACUCAGCCCACCCGCGUCUGAUUAUCUCUGAUGAUUGCAAACAGGUUCACUGCAGUGACCGCUACCAGACGGUGCCAGACACAAUUGAGCGGUUUGACCGUGUGGUUUGUGUACUUGGACGCCAAGGUAUAAGCUCCGGCUGCCAUUACUGGGAGGUUGUGGUGGGUGAGAAGACGGACUGGGAUUUGGGCAUUGCUAGUCGCUCCAUCAACAGGAAAGGAAAAAUAGUCGCAAACCCAGCUAAUGGAUUUUGGUUUUUAAGUCUACGAGACAAGCAUGAAUACGUCUUCCGCACAGAACCAUCGGUGGCUAUAGUUGUACACCCAAAACCACAGCGGGUCGGCGUGUAUGUGGACUUUGAAAAAGGUCAAUUGUCCUUUUAUAAUGCAGAUACAAAGUCACUGAUAUUUACCUUCACAGACUCCUUUGCAGAUAUUUUAUAUCCUUUUUUCAGCCCAUGCACAAACAAAUCUGGAAAAAACGAUGCCCCGCUUAUCAUAUGUCCUGCCUAUUGAGCUAACCCAGUCUGACGGACUGAAAAAUAAAAGAAUAGUGGGAUGUGUGUGAAAAAAAAGCUUAAUUCCCGCCCAACAUUAUUUAAUUCCAAAUGACGCGAAUUAAUAUGGUUUUAAUUUACAAUCCAUGAGAUCAUUUCAUUUAAUCUUUUUUUUAUAUAUUCAAGAAAACAUUAAACAGUUAAUCCUAAUAGACUAUUUGAUUAUACUUAAAACAAUAAUUAUGAAGUGUAAAUGAUUGCCAAGGCUUGAAAUUUGGGAUUCAGUUUGACACCGAAUACAGGAUUAGAUGGUGAUGGAGAUCUGAUUGUAAAAUAACCUACCUUUAGUAUUUAGCUCGAACAAGCAUAAACAUUUAUCAUAUUAAAAUAUUCAAAUUUUGUACAUCAUAAAACAAAAAUAAAUGUGAAUAUACAGUAUAUAGGCAACUGCAUCUCUUCUAUUUCAAUGUUGUCUUUACUCUCUGGUUUUCUAGAGUUCAUAUUAUGGGAUUAUGGUUAUGGAGGACAAAGGCCAAAAGAGUACAGUACAGCAACAGUAGCUGCGGCUUUAAAGAGAUAGCUCACCCAAAAAUACAUCAGUUCAGCAAAUUCAA
Messenger RNA from Puntigrus tetrazona (Sumatra barb), 2416 nucleotides. RefSeq names its product bloodthirsty-related gene family, member 1 (gene btr01). Gene Ontology annotation, molecular function: zinc ion binding; protein binding. Lineage: Eukaryota; Metazoa; Chordata; Actinopteri; Cypriniformes; Cyprinidae. The record is from RefSeq and is a predicted model, not a curated record. The transcript is spliced from 8 exons. The coding region runs from base 16 to 1821 and encodes 601 amino acids.